AUGGACAGUAGCACACGGACUUACAAGAACGUCGACACGUUAGACGAGCACGACCGCGACCACAUCAGCGACCAUGAGUCCAGCACUGAGGUCGGCUCCCUCAUGGGCGAGGACGAGAAGCGGUGGGACGACAUCGACCUCGAGGAUGCGCGCAUUCGGGGCUACCGCAUGGUAGGGAUUCGCGUGGCUGCAGCCUUGGAUACAGCACACUGUCACCGCUGGCUCAUUGACACGGUGCUUCUGAUCGUCAUUCUGUGCUUGCUGCUGCUGCUCCACGCGCGCGGCCGGCCGCAAGCCUCAUGGCAGGUCGGUGGCGAUUAUACAGGGGAAGGGCCACACUUCACCACUAGAGUCGUUAAGUGGGAGUCGGACGAGUCCUUUACGCCCUCUGAGCCGAACGGCUUCUAUUCAGAAAAGACGCUGGCUCGUUGGAACACUCUGAUGCCGGUUGGCGCUGGCUAUGCCUCACCGAACAAGACCACCUUUUUCACUACCACAAUGACUCACCAGCUACAUUGCGUUUUUGUUCUUGGUCGCAUUUUCAACGCCCUGGAGUCUAACAACGGCUCCAGCCUUCCAGAAGACUACCAGACCCAUGUGCUCCACUGCCUCGACUACAUGCGGCAAGGCGCCAUGUGUGCUGCAGAUCUUACUCUUGAGGCGCACACGCCAAUGGACGGAAGUGACAACGGCCCCACAGACGGUGGCUGGAGCGGACACCACGUGUGCAAAGACUACGGCGAGGUCGUCCAUUAUUUGGAGUACCAAAUCAAAGAUGGCGUACGGACAGUGCUCCCGAUCGAGGACUAA
Messenger RNA from Grosmannia clavigera kw1407, 810 nucleotides. RefSeq lists its product as uncharacterized. The transcript is spliced from 5 exons. The record is from RefSeq and is a predicted model, not a curated record. The coding region runs from base 1 to 810 and encodes 269 amino acids. Gene Ontology annotation, biological process: mycotoxin biosynthetic process. Lineage: Eukaryota; Fungi; Ascomycota; Sordariomycetes; Ophiostomatales; Ophiostomataceae.